AUGCAGGUGGCAAAAUGUGUUUACUUCACUGCGCAUCUUCAGCUGUGUGCUCCCGUCCUCACAACAUCACUUCGUCUUCCGACAUCCUCCCCAGCGCUGUUCAGCAGCGAGACUUUCAAUGUGACGCAUGAAUUUCUCCUGAACUCCUCAAAGGAGCUGGAAAGACCAGCCAGCUCCUCCCAAAUCCUCAAGUUUAACGACUACGGCGCCCAGAUCAUCGCCGAUUACGAUGUUUACAGUUCACUGCAGAGCGCCGCGAGGGACGUAACGACACAUGCUUCGGAGGAGGUCGUGGGGUGGCGGGAACGGCAGUAUGGUUCUGUUGAUGUGAGACUGCUACCGCAUCCGGGUCCUAGCAUGACUUGGGGAAUGUGGAAGGAGGCAAUCAGGGCCAUUGCGCAGUUUGUGACGCAUUAUCAGUCCUUGGAUAUGGAUUUUGAUGUUGUGCAGGCUAGGUUGGUGGUGGGGACGGGAGUUUUGACGGUUGUUUGA
Molecule: messenger RNA, 492 nt
Organism: Letharia lupina
Lineage: Eukaryota; Fungi; Ascomycota; Lecanoromycetes; Lecanorales; Parmeliaceae
Exons: 2
Coding region: 1-492 (163 amino acids)
Source: RefSeq, a predicted model, not a curated record